AACCGUAGCAGAGAAGUCUAGCGCACCACAGGGUGUAGCACGCGAGAGGAUUCCAGCUCAACACAGGGUGUUGCACUUCACAUGAAGAUGGCAAGUCUAGCACACCGUAGGGGAAAUGAUGUCAGAGAAGUCUAGCUCUCCACAGGAAUAUAACAGCACAGAAGCCUAGCACAUUACAGAAGCCUAGCACAUUACAGAAGCCCAUCGUACAACAGGACUGAAGCACACUAGAUACGCCAGAUAAGCACACCAGAAUUAAGUACCUCCGAGGGGUCUAGCACAUCACCCGUCCAUAAUGUUUGACCUAACUGACUUUUCUCGCCUUUUAAUCAUGUAUGCCAUUGUUUCCCACACAUUGGGGUUUUGUGAUAUUAGCUCACUUAUCGUCGAUGGACAGACGUUGAGAAAGUCUGCUUUUGCGUCUUUUACCAAAUCGGACAUUUUCCAAUGUGCCGGAUUAUGUGUGAUGCACAGUGUUUGUAAGUCUUUCAAUCUAAACACAAAGAGCCGGACCUGCUAUCUAAGUUUCAAAGAUUCAACCGAUACCGGCAACAUACAACCAAGCGCAGAUUACAUACAGAGCGAUAUCAGCAAAUGGCCUAAGAGUAUAGGAGGACCUUGUUCUGACCACACGUGUCAUCCCACAACUUUCUGUGCUGUGAUUCGUUCUUCAACCAACACCGUCUGCAGGCCGGUGCAGUUCAUGGACGUCGAGGAAGACACAAGCACAUACUACGAAUUCCCCAACAAUCGCAUGGCGUGGGAACCUGCAAAGACAGACUGUCAGGACCGCGGGGGGACUCUGUCCAUAGUGGAAGGCGCGGCAGAGAACACCUUUCUUGAGAACACUGCCCUAGCGUGCGGCUAUACGACCAAAUUGCUGUGGUUCGGGGCGACUGAUGGAGCUGUCGAGGGCACAUGGAUGUGGAUAGAUGGAAAGCCGAUGGUGUACCAAUCAUGGAUGCUGGGACAACCCAACGACCCCGGAAACCAGGAUUGUGCUGGAUUCGUCAUCGGAUCCGGAUGGAAGAGCAACCCCUGCGGCUAUGAUUACUUUUACAUCUGUGAAAUGAAGACUUAGAAUGUUCAUGCAUUAAAAAUGAGAUGCAAAUUUGAUCGGGUUAUGGGAAGAAUGUACAGCAUUAAGCAUAGGUGCGGAUUGGCUUCAUCUUGAGUGAGUGAGUUAGUUGAGUUUAACGCCGCUUUUAAUGUAUUCCAGUUAUAUCACGGCGUGUCAGCUUAAU
Haliotis rufescens (red abalone) is the source of this 1244-nucleotide messenger RNA. RefSeq names its product CD209 antigen-like. The record is from RefSeq and is a predicted model, not a curated record. Bases 296 to 1081 code for a protein of 261 amino acids. The transcript has 4 exons. NCBI's taxonomy places the organism in Eukaryota, Metazoa, Mollusca, Gastropoda, Lepetellida, Haliotidae.